Molecule: messenger RNA, 1507 nt
Organism: Owenia fusiformis
Lineage: Eukaryota; Metazoa; Annelida; Polychaeta; Sabellida; Oweniidae
Source: the annotation of a GenBank genome assembly
UAUUUACGCAGAUUAACAUAUUUUUGCUCUAAAAUUUAAAAACGGGAGUAAAAGGUCACAUUUAAAAAUGAAGUUGGAUUUUCCUUCUAUGUCAUUAUUGGGGUUAUUUCUUGUGUGUUUGGUGGGUGUUACACAUGGAAUUUCAUCAUGUACACAAUCGGACUCUUGUACAUGUAAAUCUGAUACAGGAGGAGUGAUAGAUCUGAAACCAUUGGCUAAAAAUGAUAAUACACCAAAGUACAAAGAUGUUGAUAGUCCCACAGCUGGCCAGCAGUACUCCUACAAUCCUUGCUAUGGUUUUGAUGAGGGGGCUUGCUCUGGUGUUGCAUCCUGUGAGAAUGUUGGAUCAAAUUCAUACUUUGAUGCUGGAACUCCAACCACUGCCACAUUUGCAGUUGAGAAAGGUUCAGAUUUAAAACAGCUGGCCCCAAUGGACAUACCUGAUGAUAACCUUGUCACCAUCACAUAUACUUCUUCAGAUAUAACCAGACAGACCAAAGUGAUUCUAAUAUGUGAAGGCACAGAGAAGUUCUCAGUGGAUGCAUUGCUCACAAAUCCUGACACGACCUAUCAGUGGUUGUAUAUCUACGUGCUGAGGGCCCCACAAGCAUGUCCCGGGGGUGGAGGAGGAUUGAGUGCAGGAAGCAUUCUGUGUAUUGUGUUUGUCUCUUUCCUUGUGUUGUAUCUCCUCAUUGGCUUUAUUGUGACAACAUUUGUACAGAAGAAGGAAGGAAAGGAGAGAAUACCUAAUUCACACUUCUGGUUUGCUCUGCCCAUCAUGGUAAAGGAUGGAACUGUUUUUGUUAUAUCCAAAAUACCUGGAAUAGGAGCAAAAACACAAGGCUACAAAUAUGAUAAUAUCUAAGAAUGAAUUCACUUGAUGGACGGCAUAUUACUGUAAAACGUUGUCAAAAUGUACUUUAAAAAUAAAAUGGGAAUCAUUGUUAACAUAAUGGAUUACUACUACUAUCACAUUUUUUGUUUAUUUUGUCUCAUUAUAAAAAUGUGUACAUAUUUCACAGUAAAACAACAAAUUACAUACGGUAUCUAAAGCACCUGUACACUAGUACAAGAACAUACAAUAACUAAACAGUCUAUACUGUUAAAUGCACAGCAACAUUCAUAAAAAACAUCAUAUAAAAAUAGUUCUAUCAAACAAAAUGGUAUUUCAAAUUUCAAUUAUGCAUAAUUUCUCAUGGUUUAUGAUACAAUUAUUCAUGAUACCAUUAACCAUGAUAUAUGAUAUAACGAUCAAUUACUCAUAUUCAUGAUAUAAUUAUUCAUAACCCAUGAUACAAUCACUCAGUCAUUGUACAUAUCCAUGAUGCAAUUAUUCAGUCCACGAUACAAUAAUUCACACAUGAUACAUCAUUGGCGAUAAAUGAUCUAUCAAUAUUCACCUGUGACCUUAUUUUGGAGCAAUCAAAUGAGAAUGGAUCAACACAAUAUAAUAGGACGCUAUUGCAGCACCCCAAGAAAUUCAUCAGCUUGAAACUUUAGUCGAUCC